AUGGAACCUGCGACGACUUCAGUGAAAUCGCGCGCUUCAAAGGCUUGUAUCAUUUGCCAUAAAAAGAAGAUCCGUUGCAACGUAAACGAAGAGCACCCGUGCUUGAAUUGCCGUGAAUUGGGUUAUGAAUGCAGCACCGUCUUGACGUACGCAGACCUCGAGAAAGGAAGCGCAGAAGAUAUACCUACAGCCCAUCGCCAUCUCCGCGCACGGAAAGCUCGGAUCUGCUCUAUCGUAGUGGACGCCUCGAGUAACCCUGUGGGCAACCUGUCACAUCUAAAUCAAGAUGCACCGCACCUAGAUUAUGAUACGUUGACUGAAUGUGACACGACGUACCUCGGCAGGUCCACAUAUACUGGAGGGGGAAUAUCUAUUGAUGAGGGUUCUGCUAAAAGAUAUAAAGUGGAAAUUGGAGGGCGUGCUCCGGUCGAUAGAGCGAUGCUCGAGCUUGUUCGUGCAUUCGACUUACCACCACGAACGAUCCGAAAUGGUCUUUUGGACAGCUUUCUGCAAAUCUGUCAGCCCUGGAUGCCUAUAGUUGAUCGAAUCGACUGCAAUGGAACUCCCGACAGCGAACCGUCGAUUCUGUUGCUUCAAGCCGUCUAUAUGGCGGGCGCCCGAGUGAGUUCGGCUCCUCUAGGGUAUCAAUCCUGUGAGGAUAUAUAUCGUCGUGCGAAAGUGUUAUUCUUCUCCCAAUAUGAGACCAACCCCAUGACGGUCAUUAGAGCUGCCUGUAUCCUGCAAUGGUGGAAUCCGACCGGCCCAGAACACAUCUCCGUUGACAAAGCAAGCUUCUGGCUUCGCACUUGUGUCAGUCUUGCAUUCGACGUUGGUCUACAUCGGGAACCAAGACUAGGACAAGAACGGUCGUUGCGACGACGAUUAUGGUGGACGCUUUAUGCUAGAGAUUCCCUCAUUUCAGCCGCUCAAGGCAGACCGCGAGCGAUCAACAUUGAAGACUCUGACGUCCGACCCAUCUCGUUAGAUGAUUUUACUUGCCAGGAUAGGAAUGCACACUUAUUCGUCGCUCAUGUUCGGAUAUGUUCAAUCCUCGGGACGCUUGCGGAAUUCUGCAUCCGCAAUGGGCUUACACAUUCCAAACACGUAGCCAUUGAAAGAGAUCUCCGGCUGUGGAUCAGCGAACUACCAUCGUGCUUACGAAUGUAUCAACAAACUCCAGAAAAAAACCCUACGAUGUACGAUCUCGAGAUCUGGCAGCUGCACGUGCCGUACUUCACGGCAUUGACCAUUUUAUAUCGGCCACUUUAUAGUACCAGCAUUCCGUCUCCGGUUCCAUUACUCUCAUCAUCGUUUGUUGUGGGUAUCUUUGAGGACUUCUUGGCGAGAGACGACGUGCGCCGGCUCAAUUCAAUCUUCACAUUCCAUCUCUUGAUUGCCAGCUUCCCUCAAUUAAUGUGCUACAAAUACUCGGCAUUACGGUCAUCCGUUGAAGAUGAAUUGAAUGUCAUCAAAAUGGCCCUGCAUGAGAUGAGCAAGCAGUGGGACUCAGCACUCGGCCCGCUGCGUAUUAUUGAGGGCUGCUCGCGGGAGGUCAUGACGGCACCUCCUGUGGGGACAUUUGGUAUUCCGAAACUGAGUCCAGAUGAAAUAGCUUUCUUCAACGCAUUUGGCCCAGAGUCAUGUCGCAAAUGGAAUUUGAUCUUCAAUUCUGGUAGUCUGAGUGUUGAGCCGGACACAGUGAUUCAGAGGGAGCCUGGUAAUCUUCUCUUUGAUAUGAAUGAUAUCACAACUCCGAUACCACAAGCUCCGUUGGAGAGUUUGCUGGAGUUCGAUCUUUCUCAAUAUGGGUUUUUUAUGGACUGGAAUAGCCUUGAUACACACUGA
Messenger RNA from Penicillium pulvis, 1845 nucleotides. Its product is annotated as Zn(II)2Cys6 transcription factor. The transcript is spliced from 5 exons. Gene Ontology annotation, molecular function: DNA-binding transcription factor activity, RNA polymerase II-specific; DNA binding; zinc ion binding. Gene Ontology annotation, biological process: regulation of DNA-templated transcription; DNA-templated transcription. The record is from RefSeq and is a predicted model, not a curated record. Bases 1 to 1845 code for a protein of 614 amino acids. Lineage: Eukaryota; Fungi; Ascomycota; Eurotiomycetes; Eurotiales; Aspergillaceae.